Cydia fagiglandana is the source of this 984-nucleotide messenger RNA. RefSeq lists its product as uncharacterized. The record is from RefSeq and is a predicted model, not a curated record. Lineage: Eukaryota; Metazoa; Arthropoda; Insecta; Lepidoptera; Tortricidae. The transcript is spliced from 5 exons. The coding region runs from base 34 to 984 and encodes 316 amino acids.
CUUCGGUUUUGCACGCGGAUUUAGUCAUGUGCAAUGAAUAUAAUACUCGACGUAGAAGAUCUAAUUUCUCCCGACGAACCCGUGAUGCCACUAAAAAAAAGGAACAUUGCGAAUCCAUUAAUUAAUGAAGAACGAGAAAAGACUCGCGUUGGAAUGGCCCUACCUCGUGCUUGUCGCAAAGAAAGUACAAGAAAUGCUUCAAGUGUUGACUUGAGUCGAGCAGCGUUUCUAUACGAUUGCAGAAUUGACUACAGCCAGGCUUGGCUCACUCCGCGAUUUCGUCGCUUUGCUACAGUGCAUAUUAAGGAGGAGACAGACAAUAUGCAGCAAUCUACCUGUCAGAUGGAGAUCAAGUGUGAGGCUCAAAUUAAAGAGGAGUCCUCAUGCUUGGAUGAGGAGUGCAGCAUGAGUAAGGCGGUGAUGCUGGCCGGCCUGUAUACUAACCACAAGCCGUUAUAUUCGGACAGCACAGGCUGUGGUGUGAGUGAGGCAGAAAAGCUAGCUGAUAAGAUAAAGGAGGAGACACUGUGUUCAGACGGCAUGGAGUGUGGCAUGACUGGCAUGAGAGAGUCGGCCAUUCUGGCCGGUGUGGAUACUGAUCGUGAUGUAAAGAAUGAGCUUGUGCUCGGAUCAGAGCAUGUGAAGGAAGAACCUUUGUCGCAUAGCAAAGAGUAUGAAAUGAGUGAGGCGGCCAUGCUGUCAGACUUGUAUGCUGAACAUGUCGUAAAGGAUGAGUUAGUGCUGGGGCCGGAGCACCCACAUCGGCCAGAUGUAUCUCUGGUAGGCCUCGAAUCAACAUCUGGCUUCUGUGACGUGCAACCUCUACCACACUACCUCGGAGACCACAAUUAUGCAAAAGAAUCUUCAACAGCUGUAGAAUCAACAUCUGUCUUCUGUGACGUGCAACCUCUACCACACUACCUCGGAGACCACAAUUAUGCAAAAGAAUUUUCAACAGCACUAGAUGACAGUAAAACCUAUUAG